AUGCCAACCGGUCUCACCUCGAAGAUCUACCUCGCGGGUGUCCCCCCUGGCCUCACCUUCGAGAUCACCAGCAUCAAGCCAGUCGCGCCCAACGACGGGUACGAUUGGAAAGCAUCGUUCAGGCGCGGUGCCGGCGAAGCCGACGUCAGCUGCAUUGGCCAGACCGUGUACGACGACUGGCCGAUGCCGUUCAAGGUCUCCCCGAGUGACCGCGACGGGCUCAUCGGCGAGGCGCACUUCGAGGGCCACAACGGCCUCUGGAGCUCGGGCCCGGGCGCGAUGGUCACUAUCGACUUCCGCCUGUACGGGACCACGACCGUCAAUGGGGUCAGCGUCGACGUAAACGAGGAUGGGGUCAUCCCGAUCUCGACGACGGACUGGGGCGGGUUCACGCGCCCCGACUACGUGAACGUGACGUACUCGUGGCGGCGCCGCACCGCGGACCCGGUGAACGUCGCGCUCAGCGUGCCCUCGACGUUGGUGGGCAUGCCGGACGACCUGUACUUCGUCCCGGGGGUCAGCACGCAGGAGGAGAAGGUCGGGCUGGCGACCACGACGGACAGGGCGAUUGCUCUCACUGCGGUGGAUUAUGCGCUGAAGGGUAUCUUCUGGAUCCAUGAGAAGCUUUUCUCUUGGGCUUUGGGUUUGUUGUUCUAGGAUGUAGUACAGACUGCGUACGUGACCGCCAUAUAAUGU
Messenger RNA from Trametes versicolor FP-101664 SS1, 696 nucleotides. RefSeq lists its product as uncharacterized. Bases 1 to 657 code for a protein of 218 amino acids. The record is from RefSeq and is a predicted model, not a curated record. NCBI's taxonomy places the organism in Eukaryota, Fungi, Basidiomycota, Agaricomycetes, Polyporales, Polyporaceae. The transcript has 2 exons.